AUGCCCCGUUCCACCAGUCGGGAGCACGCCGGCCGGAGGCGCAGUAUCUUCAGCAUCCCCUCCUUCACCCAGAUCCACCCCACCACCCGCGACGACCCGGACAAGCUGAACAAGGACUCGUCCAAGACUCUCAAGAAGCGUCGCGGCCCCACUCUCAUCACCAACCUCGAAUCCUCACCCGAGCUGGUCCACGAUGAGGACCCUUCGCCCUCCUCAGCAAACACUCUUCCUUCGCCCAAGCCCACCGGCCGUCCCACACUGAGCGUCCGGAGUGGUGGCCGUCCUGUCUCAUCCGUCUUUGGCUCCCUCAGAUCCAUGCGAUCCAUGCACGAAGACGACGGUCCUUUGACCGCCACAUCGAGCCGUACGCCAUCCAUCAAUUGGGCCGAUUUCGACAACAGCCAUUUCGGAAAGAGACUAGUCCUACACCAUGGCGAAGUUCAGACCAGCAGUAGCAUGUUUCGUAAGAAGAAAGAGUACCUGGUCUUGACAGACACCCACAUCCUACGCUACAAGAACCAGUCGAAGGCUGCCGACAGCAUUGGUGGAGUCCCUCCUCCGUUCGGCAGAAGCCCGACAAUCCGCCAUAGCUCGACCCAAUCUAUUGGCUCCUCACAGGAUCUACAAUCUUUACAUUCCGAUUCGUCCGGCGACAAGGAAGGUCGAGUCACUCUUCGUCACAUUGUUGCAGUUCACAGGCUCGAUGAUGGCCGACCUUAUUUUGCCAUUGAAGUCUGCUACCUUGAUGAGGAAGGUUCUCAAGCUUCCGCCAUGGUCAUGCAGUUUGGCGAUCCCGAGGACCGAGACCUUUGGUUGCGAUCAAUCCGCACAGCUGCCAACAAGACUCGUCUUCAAGACGUUAAUCCAUUUUCUGUCGUCAAUUCCAAAAAUGCUGCCAGAGCUGUGGAGCGCGAAAACGAUUACGAUCCUGCAAACUACGUUAUCUACAAGGUUGUACAACGCCAAUUUUCAAAAUCUCGAUCGUCCACCGAUGACUUGUCCAAAAUCGCCUCGACUGUCUGCUUCCUAGCCAUUGGUAUACACAAGGUCCACAUGAUCCCUUUGAUCAAGACCACUAGCCGUGUUUCGUCGCCUUCACUGUCUGCAAGCAAUGUUCCGACAUCGUAUGGCAUUCUCAACAUGACUGCAAUUCGAUUGAGUCAUUCAGAUGACCAUUUUGAACUCACCUUCCGACAACCCAUGAAACGCCCAAAAACCCUGUACUUGGCUUCUCUGGCGUCUCAAGAUAUUGCGCUUCGUCUUCAUCAUGUUGAGAAUGUCCUCCGUCCCGAGUGCUCUUCUCGCCUGUUCAAGUUUAAUGUCCCACAAGAGAUUGAAGACCAUCUUCCUCCGUCGGUGAACUCGGACGCUGAGGACCAUUGCUGUUUCGAACGCACGCUAACAGCUUAUUGUAUCGCAUACGACGUGAAUCCGUCCAAUAUCUGUUACACCAUCGACUACACAUGCGAAGACGCGCCUCGUUUCCAACUACUACCCUUUGCGGACGCACGUCGACAAAAGCACAGCGCAGCCGAGUUACUGGCUGUCAUGCGAGCUUUGCGAUACAACGAGUCUUUCAAUUCGCUCUCUUUUGCUGACGUUCAGCUUGAUGUGCUCAAUGGACUUCACGACAAUUAUGGCUCGGAGCAUGUCUGUACAAGAACGAAACGAGGAACGCCGCUUCGUCUAACCGCACAGGAACUCACUGAAUCUUGCCUAUUGAUACAAGAAGUUCGUGCUUUGGCCGCAACAAAUAAGAAGCUUCGGAGAAUGGACUUUUCCAGAUGCAUUGUCGCAAAGCCUCCGGAUUACACGGACGAUUCGGAGGUCAAAAUCAAGGAUAUUGGGUGUGGUGUGGUCGAAGCUCUUUCUCCACUUUGCAAACAUCAAAUCACCAAUGUUGACUGGAUCGCAUUGAAUGGGAUCCACCUGAGUGAGACCGAUCUUGACUACUUGGUCGGGGCAGCGAGCGACAAGGCCUGUCAUUUCCGCGCCAUAGAACUGAGCAGGUGCUCGUUGACUGAUCGUACAUUGAGUUUGAUUCUGGAUUCACUUCGUGCCCAAGACAAUACUCUGGAGGCUUUGGACAUUUCAGGAAACCUUGCACGUCUUGCCCCGGCCGUGUUCGAUGGGCAGAUUAGCGUGUUUGGAUUCAUUCGAAAGCUCAACCUGUCUUUUGCUUCUCGGACUUCAGGGGCUGAACCUCUUUUCAACGCCGAGACUCUCCUUACCUGGCGUUUGGAAGAGCUCAGGCUGACGGGCACCUCACUGAAUGAGAACACAAUCCAAGCACUUGCAACAUACCUCAAGCACCAGCAAUCAGAUACUCUCCGGGAACUUUAUCUGGACUCAGCAUACAUGUCUGGCAGUGAUAUUGCGACCAUCAUGCGCGCCACUAAGCGUGGCUCAAUCGAGCCCCGUUCCCUUCAUCUCGACAUCAGUCACAACAAUAUCACCAAGGAUCACGAUCAAUUAUGUAAAGCUAUCGCGGAUGGUUCAACACCUACUCACCUCACGAUCCGUGCCAUCGAAUAUCGUGAGGAAUCAGUCUUCCGACACUUGAUCAACGCUUUGAGGAAGAAUCACAGUAUCCGAUAUCUCGAUAUCUCCAGAACAACAUUACCCAGUGACGCAAACGAUGAUACCAGUCGCGCCUUGGAGUCGCUCUUCGCGGAGAACAGUACGCUUGAAGAACUAGACAUUUCAGGAGAAGACUCACGUCUGGAAACCUCACGAUUUGGUGUCGGGCUCAACCAAGCGCUAAACGGUCUGCGACACAACACAGGCUUGCAUGUUCUUCGAGUCCAGUAUCAAAGACUCGGUCUGCCUGGUGCCAGUAUGCUAGCGGAAGUCUUGAAAGUGAACAGAACAUUGCGUGAAUUGCAUUGCGAACACAACGAUAUACCCCUAUCCGCCUUCACCGAUAUGAUCAAUGCACUAGGCAAGAACACCACGCUUGUCUACAUGCCAUACCUGGACGAAAGCCGUCUAGCGGCUCUGAAGCACACAGAGACUCAGGUCAAGCAUAUUCGCGAUGAAGUUCCAGCUACAACGGCGCCUUUGAGACCUUCAAUAUCAGCACCUCCCGCAAAACCACUGCCUUCCUCUUCCUCGUCCUCUACAUUUCGCAAGGGACUCGCCAACAUGAAGAGAACGGUCAACCGGAAUCAAGACAUACAAGCUGCUCUGCGCCUAGUCACCGAGUCAUGGGAUCGCCAACAGUACCGACUGCAACAAUAUCUGGAAAGAAACUGCUGCAUCCUGCACGGUGUACCAACAUCUAUGGAGAUCGAAGAAGAAGCAUUCGAGCGCACAACUAGUGUUGGCACAUUGUCACAACUCAUCGAGAAAGUGAAACUUGACUCGACCCCCACUGCAGAGAAAGAGCUAGACUUCGGCAAUGGAUAUGGACUACCCGAACCGAACGUUGUGGAGGAAGAGGAGGACAUGCAACAGCGAGAAGGACUGAGACUAUCCCUCCCACCACGAUUGCAACUACGCCAUGACGUUGAAGAGGAUGAACAACCAUCGGUUAGCUUUAAGCAGUUCUUGCUGGGCCGUCACGAGAUGAGUAGUCCUGAAGACAUGGUCGAUGGUGUAAGUUCUUCCAGUGCCGCCACCGAAGGCGAAGACAGCGAACUGCCCAGCCCUGUGCUCGAGAUGGGCGGACCAGGAGUCAAAGGACUGGCAGGCCUAGGCAUCAACCAAGGAGAUCUCAAAACACCCACCCAGAAGAGCUUCUUCGGUUGA
This is a messenger RNA of Aureobasidium pullulans EXF-150, 3750 nucleotides long. Its product is annotated as leucine rich repeat protein. The transcript has 2 exons. Bases 1 to 3750 code for a protein of 1249 amino acids. The record is from RefSeq and is a predicted model, not a curated record. Lineage: Eukaryota; Fungi; Ascomycota; Dothideomycetes; Dothideales; Saccotheciaceae.